Oncorhynchus nerka (sockeye salmon) is the source of this 3417-nucleotide messenger RNA. RefSeq names its product Y+L amino acid transporter 2-like. Gene Ontology annotation, biological process: amino acid transmembrane transport. The record is from RefSeq and is a predicted model, not a curated record. Gene Ontology annotation, molecular function: L-amino acid transmembrane transporter activity. NCBI's taxonomy places the organism in Eukaryota, Metazoa, Chordata, Actinopteri, Salmoniformes, Salmonidae. Gene Ontology annotation, cellular component: membrane. The coding region runs from base 150 to 1649 and encodes 499 amino acids. The transcript has 10 exons.
GUUCAGUGAGGAUGCCGCAACCACACACACAUCUUGGCAGGUCGUCUAGCGCGAUAACCAGAAAACAAUAAAAAGGCAGGUGGCACCCAAUCAGAGGGGACCCUCUUCCCAGAAGUAGCCAGCCAGCCAGGCCCCCAGACAGUCCCAGCAUGGAGAACCGGGACAAGUCCAGGAAGCUGAACGAGAGCUCCUCGCCCCCCGACGACACCGACGCCGUGGCCCCCGAGCAGGCUAAAGAAAGCAUGCAGAUGAAGAAGGAGAUCUCCCUGCUCAACGGAGUCAGCCUCAUCAUAGGCAACAUGAUUGGCUCGGGCAUCUUCGUGUCUCCCAAGGGCGUGCUCAUCUACAGCGCCUCCUACGGCCUGUCGCUGGUCAUCUGGGCCGUCGGUGGAAUAUUCUCAGUGGUCGGCGCUCUGUGUUACGCAGAGCUGGGCACCACCAUCACCAAGUCCGGGGCCAGCUAUGCCUAUAUCCUGGAAUCCUUUGGUCCAUUCAUUGCCUUUAUUCGCCUGUGGACAUCACUGCUCAUCAUUGAGCCCACCAAUCAGGCGGUCAUCGCCAUAACGUUCGCUAACUACCUGGUGCAGCCGCUCUUCCCCACGUGUGAGCCACCCUACUCAGCUUCGCGCCUCAUCGCAGCCGCCUGCAUAUGUUUGCUGACAUUCAUCAACUCGGCCGACAUGAAGUGGGGCACCAGGGUGCAGGAUGUCUUCACUUACGCCAAAGUUCUUGCCCUCGUCGUCCUCAUCAUCACAGGCGUAGUGAAACUAUACCAAGGAUACACCGUGAACUUUGAGGCGUCAUUCCAGGGCUCUUCCACAGACCCAGGAGACAUUGCCUUGGCCCUGUACUCUGCCCUGUUCUCCUACUCGGGCUGGGACACACUCAACUUUGUUACCGAGGAGAUCAAGGACCCAGAGAGGAACCUGCCCCUGUCCAUUGCCAUCUCCAUGCCAUUCGUCAUGAUCAUAUAUAUCAUGACUAACGUGGCUUACUACGCCGUGCUGGACAUGAGUGCCAUCCUCGCCAGUGACGCUGUGGCUGUGACGUUUGCGGACCACACUCUGGGAGUGAUGAGCUGGACCAUCCCCAUCGCUGUGGCUCUGUCCUGUUACGGAGGGCUAAACUCAUCUGUUAUCGCCGCAUCCAGGCUGUUCUUCGUGGGUGCUCGUGAAGGUCACCUCCCGGACGCCUUAUCAAUGAUUCAUGCGGAGAGGUAUACUCCUGUCCCUGCUCUGCUCUUCAAUUGUGCCAUGGCCUUGGUUUACCUGACUGUAGAGGAUACCUUCCAGCUGAUCAACUACUACAGCUUCAGCUACUGGUUCUUUAUGGGUCUGUCUAUCGCCGGGCAGAUCUACCUGCGCUGGAAGGAACCAGACAGACCCAGACCACUCAAGUUGACCCUGUUGUACCCCAUCAUCUUCUGUUGUUGCACUGUGUUCCUCGUGGCAGUGCCACUGUACAGUGACACCGUCAACUCUCUCAUUGGCAUCGCCAUUACCCUCUCCGGAGUGCCGGUCUACUUCCUGGGCAUCCACCUGCCCGAGUCCAAACGCCCGCCCUACAUUACCAAGUUACUACGUUCUUUCACACGCUUUACCCAGCUCACCUGUAUCUGUGUGCUCACUGAGAUGGACAUCAGUGGGUAAACCUCACUCCCAACCAUGACACAAAGUUCUCACCAUAUUACCCACCACCCUCUGCAAUUCACAAACAGACACAUGGGACCAACUCAUAGAAAUGCACCUAUUUUUUUUUUUGCAAAGACAAGGGAAUAUUUAAUAAUUUUACCAGAAUGUAUCACUACUAUGUUAGUCUGUAGUUUACAAGUUGGGACACUAUACACACACAGACAGGUAUAGAGAGGUGACAGUGUGGGACUCCAGUUGCUUUCCACUGUUGCCAAUCUGAUGCCUGAUGGUUCAUGUGAAGUUAAGCAUUGGACAAGGACAGAUCCCAAGAAAAGCCAUGGUCAUCUGGCCAGUACUCUAGGACAUCCCCUCCUCCUUAUGUCAUUAUACUACUCAUAGUUUCACUUCUCCCCAUCUCCUGACAUAUCAUUGUCCCUUGCCUGGUCUAUGGGGUGAGAUCCACAUCAGAGCAUAUGGAGUUGUUCUCUCCCUUCUCAGAGGCUGGAGAUCUAUGUAAGAUGGCAGUACAUCUCUUAUCUCGUGAUGGAAUGACCUAUAGAGGUUGUUUUGAUGUCAGAGGGUAUAGGUAUGCACUUUUUAAUAUGCUGUGCCUGUCAAAUACAUAUACACUGAGUGCACAAAACAUUAGGAAUACCUGCUCUUUCCAUGAGACUGUCCAGGUGAAAUCUAUGAUCUCUUAUUGAUGUCACCUGUUAAAUCCACUUCAAUCAGUGUAGAUGAUGGUUAUGAGAAAGGUUAAAUAAGGAUUUUUUAAUUUUAUUCUUGAGACAUGGGUUGUGCAUGUGUGCCAUUGAGGGAGAACUGACAAGACCAAAAUAUUUAAAUGGGGUAUGGUAGUAGCUGUCAGGCGCACCGGUUUGAGUGUCAACUGCAACUCUACUGGGUUUUUCACACUCAAGAAUCAUCACAAUCAAGAAUGGUCCAACACCAAAAGGCCAUCCAUCCAGCUUGAGACAACUGUGGGAAGCAUUGGAGUCAACAUGGGCCAGCAUCCCUGUGGAAUGCUUUCGACACCUUGUAGAGUUCAAGCCAGACAAAUCGAGGCUGUUCUGAGGGCAAAAACUCAAUAUUAGGAAGUCGUUCCUAAUGUUUUGUACACUGUGUAUGUCUGCAUAUCCGGAAGGGACAUGCAAACAGACCGGUUUUCAUAAAUAUUAAAAUGUAUUUCUUAAAGGUGAUGCUACGGUCUUGUUCUCUUGGAGCUAUGGAUGAUGGUUUAUUGGAAAAGGGGAACAAAUGACUCAGUCUGCUGCUACAUGGUUGUUCAGUGUUUUUUUUUUCCCAGCCCUCCUUUCUGGUGUUACUUCAGUUAUGAGAUGCUCAUUUGUCUGUGAACUGCUGACUGACCUUAGUAAGGUUAAUGUAGUAUGCAAACUAUUUAUCCAUAAACCCGAAUCCCACCCACAAAGACCUUCUGUACUACUUUUGAAAAUGUGCAAUAGCCAACUGUCAUCUCAGCAAUGGCAAAUGUAACCCUCCAAAGACCUUGGUGACUGAGGCCAUGUCAUCUUUACCAACAGUUGGGAUCACUUGAUGGUCCUAUUGGGGCAGCAGCAGUGAAUUAAACAGAACGUUAACUUUAUUGUACCUGUAAGUUAACCAUGCAAAGGAUCUCCUGGGCCAAUAUUUAUAGUUAUUCAGUGAAUAUGAAAGACGCUGUUACCCAUGAACAAGUUCAAUAUGAGGAAUGAGUUGGCUCUCAGUUUGCCUGCUGAAUACUAAUUCCAUGGAAGAUUGGUUUUAUUAAUAAAACUUCUUAACCAGU